GGCAGUCCGCUUCCGUAAAGAUCACAGCCUUGGAACCCCUGUAGGGCAGUUCUGCUCUGUCCUACAGGGUCGCUACGAGUCAGAAUCAAUUCGAUGGCAACACGUUUGGUUUGGUUUUUUGGUUUCCGGGCCUGGGACGCGCGGCAGGCCGCUCGCAGCCCCGGAAGCGCAUCCUCGCCUUCUCUCGCCUUCCUGUCCGCGGCUGUGCGGGGCUCCGCGCGUCUCCAGCGUCUCGCAGUCUGCGCCCGCCCUGCCCGAGCCGAGGGCACCCGCGCGCCCAGCGCUGCUGCUUGGAUCCCGCAUCCAUCGGCGGCCGCGAUACUUGGAAACCUUUCCCGGAACAGUGUGAGGGAGGCAGAAGUGCCCCCUGGACUAGCAAAUCCACCUGUCAAAUACUGCUGCCAUCAUGCCCAAGCGAAAGGCCAAAGGGGAUGCUAAAGGUGACAAAGCGAAGGUGAAGGAUGAGCCACAGAGGAGAUCAGCACGGCUGUCUGCUAAACCUGCCCCUCCAAAACCAGAGCCCAGGCCUAAAAAAGCCCCUACGAAGAAGGGAGAGAAACUUCCCAAGGGGAGAAAGGGAAAAGCAGAUGCUGGUAAACAUGGAACCAACCCUGCAAAAAACAGAGAUGCCUCUACAGUCCAGGCACAGAAAGCGGAAGGCACUGGAGAUACAAAGUGAAGUAUACAUUUUUGAUAGCUCUGUAGUUCUAAUGACUGCUGUUUGAAAUACUUUUUUUUUUUUUUAAAUCAAGUUUUGUAAAAAUGUAGAAUUUUGGUUUAGUUUUUUUUUUUUUUUUAAGUUAUAUUAUUAGCAUACAGAAUGCUUCAUUGUUGUCUCUUGUGGAAAGGGCAAAUACCACUAAUAGAAUGUGUCUCAGAAGCUGGAUUGAAAUGGAAGAAAAUAGGAUUUUCUGUCCUGGGUUUUGAGGAUUGCUCUUGGUCAUCAUGAGGGAUUCCCUCACAUCUGCACAUCAGGCCACUUUGACACAGAAACCUUGUGUGGUUGUUGGGGGCAGGGGCAAAACUUCACAUCCUCUUCUCCUUCCCUGAUGCCAUCAUCAUAGACUUGACUUCCUCAAACAAGAGUCUUGAUGUGGCCCUGGCACCCCUAAAAUUAACAGUGUCAGGUCACAAUACUCAGGCAAUACAGACUUUCUGGUGAUGACAUCAAGAUGGUGUUGCUCGGAAGAUCCACAGUUCCUGUUUUUAGUUUGUGAAUCCUCCCAUUGAGAAUUCUGCACUUUUAGUUCAUUUCUUCCACGUCAGAGUUGGCCUGUGAAGAGCUCUUAAACUACAUGCCUCUUGUGACAUGUUCACCCCCCUGAAAACUCUUCCUGUUCAGAGCAGCAAAAAAAGGACUUUGUUGACUUUUACGGUGACUUUUUCCAGAGGGGAAUUUGGGAGUUUAAAAUGUUAUUGAUUGUCACCCAUGUCCUGGUGGGAGUAACAUGAUUGUUUUUGAAAAGUAUUUUAUAAAGCUGAAUACAGAUUGCUUGGGAGGGGAAAUCAUCUCCUAUCUGAAGCCAGAAAGAUAUUCUCCUGUACUGCCUUGUAAAGUUUUGUAGUAUUGAUUUUCACAUUUGCCUUUUGUCUGCUCUGAUUUUUGUGAAAAAUAUGAGGUAGAAGUCCAAUUUAAUAUUUUUUCCAUAUGAGUAAGUAGUUGUCUCGGCUCCAUUUACUGAAAAGUUCAUCCUUUCCCAACUGAUCUAUGACAUUAGCUGUCUCAUAGAUCAAGUUUCUGAGUAUGUGUGUGUAUGUGUGAGUCUGUUGUUUGGCUCUAUUCUGACAUACUGGUAUUUAUCUAGCCUUGUGCCAGCACUAUACUAUCCUGAUUAUUACACUUUUUAAAAAAGAUUUUAAUAUUAGAGUACAAAUCCCACCUCCACCCUCAACAUCACCAUCAAAUUUUUCCUUCUCGGGAGUGUCUUGGCUGCUGUUAGCCAUCUGCUCUUCCAAGUUCUAUAUCAAACAACAAAACAAACUUGUUGGGAUUUUGAUUGAAUUUCUAUUGAAUUUAUAGAUUAAUUUGGGGAUCCAUGUCAUCUUUACAAUAUUGAGUCUUCUAAUCCAUGACCAUGGUAUAGCUUUCCAUUUAUUUAGGCCUUUUAAAUGUCUUUCAAUAAAAUUUUAUAAUUUUCUUCAUAAAUGUCUUCUUUUGUUAAUAUUUCCUAGGGACUUUAUAUUUUUUGAUCCUAUUUUGUAUGGUAUGUUUUUAGUUAC
Molecule: messenger RNA, 2220 nt
Organism: Trichechus manatus latirostris (Florida manatee)
Lineage: Eukaryota; Metazoa; Chordata; Mammalia; Sirenia; Trichechidae
Gene: HMGN4
Product: high mobility group nucleosomal binding domain 4
Exons: 2
Coding region: 407-679 (90 amino acids)
Biological process (GO): chromatin organization
Cellular component (GO): chromatin; nucleus
Molecular function (GO): nucleosomal DNA binding
Source: RefSeq, a predicted model, not a curated record